UUUUCUAACGCUUCCAGUCAGACGGCUUUUUGUCUGCUUACCGGGCUCAGGGUGUGUGUUCGCUCCGUUUGCCCUCUAUCUUUCAAACACACAUAACACACUCAGGAUGGCAGGGGAGUGUGUUCCUGAGGGUCCCAACCUAGGGGAGAUGGGCGAAGAGGAACUGUGGGAACUGAUUAACGACAACCGCCACCGGAUCUCCCUGGGGGUGAAGCCGGGCAUCUUGAUCCCUUACCUGAGGCAGGCCAGGGUGCUCACGGAGAUGGACGAGGACGAGAUCGUGUCGUGCCACAACCUCACCAACCGCAGCAUGAGAACCAGCCAUAUGCUGGACCUGCUGAGGACCCAGGGCAGGAAUGGUGCUGUGGCCUUGCUGGAGAGCCUGAUGAUCCACUACCCCCCCCUGUACACCCAAGUCACUGGACGCAAACCCAGCACUGAGCCUUCAAGAUUCAGUGGCCUGAUAAAGUACUCAGAGCUGACAGAGUAUCUGGUCAGAGCAGUAACGGGGAUGCAGAAGGAGCUCCAGCAGGCGCGUUACGAGGCGAGCAAGAAAAGCGCUCUCUGUGCCUCCCUGGAGCUGGAGGUCAGGCAGAUCAUGGAGCAUGAGGAGAAGUCCAGAUGCCUUCAGUCUGAAAACCAACGCAUACGGAGGCAGCUGUGUUCUUUGCAGCAUGAAAUCACCAAGAUGAAAGAUGAAAAGUGUGACAUGUAUGUGCGAUACACAGCAGCUAUCGAGGAUAAAUCAGCUGUGAACAUGCGCCUCCACGACCUCAACAUACAGAUCUACCAGCUGCAGACUGAGCUGCUGAAGGCACAAACAGAGAAUGCGUUCCAGAAGACUCCACAGCUGCAGGAGGAACUCAGGAGUCUGCGCUGCCAGCUGUUGAAGGCGGAAAAACUGGACCCAGCGCGUCAGGACAUCCUGGCCCAGGAUCUGGCCGAGGCCAUCGACAGCCAGGUGGAACUGGCAGAGCAGCUCCGGUGUUACAGACACGAGAAUGAACAGCUGCUCUCGGAAAAGCGUGGGGUGAUGAUGCUCUCCACCCCACAAGCAGCAGGAUUGGCUGUGACCACAGUAUUUUUCCACCCUCCCGCCUUCCUCUUCCACACCUCGCUGCACAGAGCUGACUUCAGGAGGGGCAGGGCAUGGCUGACGUCCCAGAGUCAUGGCGGGGAGCUGGACUCCAGUAUGUCUUCCUCUCCUCUCUCAGAGCUCUCUGUUUGUCACUCGCUAUCACCGUCUGUCACGCCACAGAGCGCCACGGCAACACACUCUCCUCACAUGCAUCUUUCCUUCUUGGCCAUGAUGCCCUGUCCAUUGGACCCCUCUGUUUGGCACUCCUGUCCUCACCUGCCGGCCCAGGGAGUCAGGCUUAGUCGUGCUCAGUAUAUGAGGAUGCCCACCCCAGCGUCAGAGCCAUCUGCCAGCUCCCCUCCGGGCGGCAGCCAGGUGCUGGGCACGCUCUCACAGCUCUGCCACAACAGCACCGCCUGCUGCGGUUAG
Notothenia coriiceps (black rockcod) is the source of this 1507-nucleotide messenger RNA. RefSeq names its product caspase recruitment domain-containing protein 14-like. NCBI's taxonomy places the organism in Eukaryota, Metazoa, Chordata, Actinopteri, Perciformes, Nototheniidae. Gene Ontology annotation, cellular component: cytoplasm. Gene Ontology annotation, molecular function: CARD domain binding. The record is from RefSeq and is a predicted model, not a curated record. The coding region runs from base 107 to 1507 and encodes 466 amino acids. The transcript has 8 exons. Gene Ontology annotation, biological process: regulation of apoptotic process.